Molecule: messenger RNA, 1064 nt
Organism: Passer montanus (Eurasian tree sparrow)
Lineage: Eukaryota; Metazoa; Chordata; Aves; Passeriformes; Passeridae
Product: eukaryotic translation initiation factor 3 subunit C-like
Exons: 5
Biological process (GO): translational initiation
Cellular component (GO): eukaryotic translation initiation factor 3 complex
Molecular function (GO): translation initiation factor activity; translation initiation factor binding; RNA binding
Source: RefSeq, a predicted model, not a curated record
AUGGGAUUUUUUGGGGAUUUAAGAGCUUUUCAUGAGCUCAGGUGUCCCCAGGUGUGCUCCCCAGAGUACGUGGAGCACCUGAAGGACGAGGGCCGGGUGUGCGCCAUCAUCGCGCGGCUGCAGCGUUACCUGCAGGGCAAGGGCAGCCCCGAGGAGCUGUGCCGCGUCUACCUGCGCCGCGUCCUGCACACCUACUACAAGUUCGACUACGGCGCCGCCCGCAAACGGGGCGGGGCCGGCCAGGUGAGCUCAAACCAGGUGGGAUCAAGCCAGGUGAGCCCCGCCCAGGUGAGCCCCGCCCAGGUGAGCCCCGCCCAGGUGAGCGACGACGGCCAAGAGAAAGAAGACGGGCAAGAGAAGGACGGACAGAAGGACGGACAGAGUGACGGACAGGUGAAGGAUGACGGACAGGUGAAGGAUGACGGACAGGUGAAGGAUGACGGACAGGUGAAGAGUGACGGGCAGGUGAAGGAGGAAGAGGAGGAGGAGGAAGAUUCGGAGGCGCUGAUGGAGAGGCUGUGCAGGUUCGUGUACGCCAAGGACCGCACGGACCGGAUCCGCACCUGCGCCAUCCUGUGCCACAUCUACCACCACGCCCUGCACAGCCGCUGGUACCGCGCCCGCGACCUCAUGCUCAUGUCGCACCUGCAGGACAACAUCCAGCACGCCGACCCACCUGUGCAGGGGUUAAAGAUGUACCUGAAGGGGUUAAACAUGCACCUGAAGGGGUUAAAGAUGUACCUGAAGGGGUUAAACAUGCACCUGAAGGGGUUAAAGAUGUACCUGAAGGGGUUAAACAUGCACCUGAAGGGGUUAAAGAUGUACCUGAAGGGGUUAAACAUGCACCUGAAGGGGUUAAAGAUGUACCUGAAGGGGUUAAACAUGCACCUGAAGGGGUUAAAGAUGUACCUGAAGGGGUUAAACAUGCACCUGAAGGGGUUAAAGAUGUACCUGAAGGGGUUAAACAUGCACCUGAAGGGGUUAAAGAUGUACCUGAAGGGGUUAAACAUGCACCUGAAGGGGUUAAAGAUGUACCUGAAGGGGUUAAACACACACCUGGGCAG